AUGGGCUGCGCUCCCUCAAAGCUCGACGACCUCCCGGCCGUCGCUCUCUGCCGUGACCGGAACAAGUUCCUCGACCAAGCUCUCCGGCAAGCCCAAGCCCUCGCCGAUGCACACGUGGCGUACUCGGAGUGCCUAAGAACACUCGGUCCCUCCCUCGCUCGUUUCUUCGAUAUCGGACUACUUGAACAACAAGAGCCUUGUAAUUCUCGCACCACCUCCCCUUCCGGUUCCAAUUCGGGUUCGGGUUCGGGUCACAUUCAAUUCUCUUCUGACUCCGAAGAAUCCGAAGACAGCGCCGAGAAAGACUCGGACGAGUCCCGUGUUCACCGCUACGGCGAUUUGAGCUCGACCGGCGUCGUUUUGACCUCUCACUUGGCCAAAACCCCUCCGCCGCCGCCGUCUCCGAUCAGCUCGACCUGGGAUUUCCUGAACCUCUUCGAUGACGUGUACGAGAAAUACGAGUCGGUUUAUGGCUUCGAUCCGCAGCCUGUUGUUGCUGAUCGCGAUGAGAAAAUUGGACAUAAGAUCGAUGAAGGGGUGACCAAGACUAAUGUGGAAAAUGUUGAAGAGGAAGAACAGAAGAGUGAGCGGACGGAGAAGACGAGCACUCCUCCGAGAGAUGAAGUCAAAAACGGCGUCGUCGAGGCGAUGACGGAGCUUCAGGUUCAGUUUGAGAAAGCUUCCGAGUGUGGCAAUGAGGUUCUGAAGCUGCUGUCUCAUAAUCAUAAUCACAAGAUUAAUUCGGUUCAUCCAGAGUGUGGAUUUGAUCAGUUACAUUCGGCGAUGAGCUCCCAGAGCCUAGCAUACACUCUGAAAACUCUCUUAUUGUGGGAGAAGAAACUUUAUGAUGAAGUCAAGGCUGAGGAAUUAUUGCGUUUGACGCAUGAGAAGAAGACUAGGAUGCUGAAACAGUUGGAUAAGAAGGGUGGCGACUCCCCCAAAGUCGACUCUAUCCACAGUUCACUUAACAAUAUAUUAGCAAAAAUGAAAGUUGCAAUUCAGAUUGUUGAUAGAAUAUCAAUUACCAUCAAUAAGUUGAGGGACGAAGAGUUGUGGCCGCAUAUUAUUGAGCUGAUUCAUAGGUUACUAGGCAUGUGGAAGGAUAUGCUCGAAUGCCACAAGCUCCAGAACCAAGCAAUUGGGGAAGCCAAAGGCUUAGAUGUCAUUGCAUCCAAAAUUAAGCACUCUAAUGAUGACCAUAUUGAGGCUGUAAUUGAACUCAAGAUAGAGCUUCUAAACUGGAAUCUAUGCUUUUCCAAUUGGAUCAUCACUCAAAAAUGCUGUGUAAAAGCACUAAACGGUUGGCUUCUGAGAUGUCUUCUAUAUGAACCUGAAGAAACAGAAGACGGUACAGUACCCUUUUCUCCUGGUAGAAUGGGAGCACCACCAGUUUUUGUGAUAUGUAAUCAGUGGUCCCGAACUAUGGAUCAACUCUCAGAGAAAGAAGUGACUGAAGCCAUCCAGGGAUUCCAAGCUAGUAUAGAUCUUCUUUUGGAGCAGCAGAAUGUAGAACUGCAGCAAAGGGUAAUUGAAAACAAAGAUCUCGGGAGGAAAGUAAAACUUUUGGAGGAGCAGCAGCAAAAGAUGCAAAAGGUCAUGCAAGCUGGAAGAGGAAAAAUAUUUGGUCUACUGGGAGAAGUGGAUAGAGUUGUUUUACCUGGAGAGAGACUGCAAGUGCCGAGUGAGGAUCAUAAUAGUUCUAGAAAUGUGGAAUGGGAUCUGAAGGAGACACUAAAAGCAAUGGAGAAGUUCACCGCAAAUUCCAUGGAAGCAUACGAAGAGCUUCAUGCACACAUUGUAGAAUUCCAGCAUGCUGCUAGUUGA
Molecule: messenger RNA, 1824 nt
Organism: Fragaria vesca subsp. vesca
Lineage: Eukaryota; Viridiplantae; Streptophyta; Magnoliopsida; Rosales; Rosaceae
Exons: 4
Coding region: 1-1824 (607 amino acids)
Source: RefSeq, a predicted model, not a curated record